ACACAAGACAGCGAGGCGAUCUGUUCCGUUUCGGGAGCAAGAGGGUGUGCGUGGAGGAGAGAACGAGGAGACGGUGUCGGUUGGUGUGCUUACAUGCCAUUUAUUGUUGAACAAAAUAUCACAGCAGCGCGACGGUUUUAACGGAGAAAUAGCGGGUUGAUCCUGUGCGGUCCCAGGGGCGGAUUUGUACGACAAUGGACCUUAACGGGAGAGCGAUGCUGACGCUCCUUGCGGUUCUGCAGGUGGUUGUCCAGGGUCAGACGACGCCACCAUGUCAGAGCGGCUUUAGUGAGAGUGUGUACACCACUGUUGUCACGGAAACGCUGAUGGAAGGACAGCCUCUUCUGAAAGUGAGGUUUGUAGACUGCAACAGGGGUUCAGUAAAGCUGGGCACAGAUGAGCCCGACUUCAGGCUCCAUACGGACGGAACCCUGUACGCCACGCGGCCCUUCCGUCUGGACCGCAAGCAGGGCCGUCAGCUAGCAGUGUGGGCGCGCGACUCAGCCAGGAAGCAGGAGUGGCACACACACGUCAACCUCACGUCUCAGAUGCGGGAGAUUCUGUUCCCAUGGCGAAGUGUGGUUGUCGCGGGAGACGGCUCGUUGUCGAGAGUGAAGAGAGACUGGGUCAUCCCCCCCAUCAACGUCCCGGAAAAUUCACGAGGACAGUUCCCAGAAGACCUUGUCACGAUCCGCUCCGACAGGGAUCGCAAUGGCCGCCUGCGCUACAGCGUGACAGGGCCGGGAGCAGAUCACCCCCCCACAGGGAUCUUCAUCAUCAACCCCAUCAAUGGGCAGCUGUCCGUCACCAAGCCUCUGGACCGCGAGGACAUCUCCAACUUUCACUUGCGAGCACAUGCAGUGGACAUUAACGGUAACCAGAUAGAGAACCCAAUUGAUAUCGUCAUCAACGUGAUCGACCAGAAUGACAACCGACCUGAGUUUGCCCAUCAGAUCUGGAAUGGGACAGUACCGGAGGGGACCAAGCCAGGUACCACUGUGAUGACUGUGACAGCCCAGGAUAAGGACGACCCGAACAUGCCCAAUGGGAUGCUCCGAUACAAGAUUCUAUCCCAACAGCCCCACAGCCCCAACCCAAACAUGUUCACCAUCAACAACAAGACUGGAGCCAUCAUCACCGUAGCUGCAGGCCUGGAUAGAGAGAAAGUGGCCCAGUACACGCUGAUCAUCCAGGCCACCGACAUGGAGGGCAACCCCACGUACGGCCUCUCCAACACGGCCACCGCCAUCAUCCGAAUCAUGGACAUCAACGACAACCCGCCAGAGUUUACCACAGACACGUUCUUCGGCGAGGUUCAGGAGAACAGAGAGAAGGUGAUCGUGGCCAACCUGACGGUGAGCGAUAAGGACCAGCCCAACACACCCGCCUGGAACGCCGUCUACCGCAUCACCGGGGGCGACAACUCCGGACGCUUCGCCAUCAUCACCGAUCCCGUCACCAACGAGGGCCACGUGACCGUGGUCAAGCCCAUCGAUUUCGAGACCACGCGCUCCUUCGUCCUGUCCGUGCUGGCGGAGAACGAGUCUCCGUUGCCGCGGAGUGUGUAUCCGCCCCGCGCGUCCACGGCGACGGUGAGCAUCCGCGUGCUGGACGUGAACGAGGGCCCGGUGUUCGAGCCCAACCCCAGGACCGUGCGCCAGGAGGAGGGCAUCCCCGCGGGCACCACCCUCCCCGCCUACAUCGCCCACGACCCCGACCGAUACAUGAGGCAGAGCAUCAGGUACUCAAAGAUCUUUGAUCCUGCCAACUGGGUGAAGAUUGACCCCAUGACUGGCCACAUCACCACCAUAGCCAUACUGGACCGUGAGUCGCCCUAUGUCAGGAACGACCACUACAACGUCACCUUCCUGGCAACGGACAAUGGCAUUCCCCCGGCGAGUGGUACAGGCACGAUGCAGAUCCUUCUGCUGGACAUCAACGACAACCCUCCGCGGGUCAGCCCGCCCGAGGUGGAGAUGUGCGAGAAGGCCGACCCGGCCGGCCUGAACAUCAGCGCCGAGGACGGUGACCUGCACACCAACGCCGGACCCUUCCGCUUCGAGCUGCCCACCCGGCCCAUUGACGUGCGCCGCAACUGGUCACUCGCACAGAUCAGCGGUGACCAUGCGCAGCUGGUAAUGAAGCAAGGCUACAUGGAGAGGGGUGUGUACGAGGUGCCCAUCAUCAUCACGGACUCGGGACACAUGCCCAUGUCCAACACGUCAUACCUGCGCGUCAAGGUGUGCAUGUGCGAUCACCAUAGCAACUGCGUGGACAUGGAGCGCAUCAUGGCGGCGGGGAUCGGAACGGGAGCCAUCAUAGCCAUUCUCAUCUGUAUCAUCAUCCUGCUGGUGCUGGUGCUGGUGUUUGUGAUGUGGCUGAAGAGGAGGGAUAAGGAGCGGCAGGCCAAGCAGCUGCUCAUCGACCCCGAGGACGACGUGCGCGACAACAUCCUCAAGUACGACGAGGAGGGCGGCGGAGAAGAGGACCAGGACUAUGACCUGAGCCAGCUGCAGCAGCCGGAGCUGGACCAUGAGGUCAUCAAGCCCAUGGGCGUCCGGCGGAUGGACGAGAGGCCACUACACCCAGAGCCACAGUACCCAAUCCGCUCGGCCGCGCCACACCCUGGAGACAUCGGAGACUUCAUCAGCGAGGGUUUGCGAGCUGCGGACACUGACCCCACGGCGCCGCCCUACGACUCGCUGCUGGUGUUCGACUACGAGGGCAGCGGCUCCACGGCCGGCUCGCUCUCCUCCCUGCACUCGUCGGUCAGCGGCAGCGACCAGGACUACGACUACCUCAGCGACUGGGGCCCCCGCUUCCGCAAGCUGGCCGACAUGUACGGGGGCUACGACGACUAGUGAUUGCACGUGAAAGCACACACACAGACACACACACACACACACACACACACACACACACACACACACACACAUGCGCUCACAUAUGUAUACAUGCUCACAAAACAUGCGUGGAAGAAUGGGAGGAUGACAUGAAAAAGUGAAUAUGAAAAGAAAGGAAACAAAAAAAAGAAAAACGAAAAACACAUGACAUGGCACUUUGAAUGAUUUGGACAUGCCGGUGGACAUGGACGUGGAUGGAUGUGGACAUGCUUGUAGAACCUCAAAAAUGUUUUUGUUUUUGUUAUUUCCUCCCAUGAGAGUGUGAGAGAGCAAGAGAACGGUACGGAAGAGGUGGUCACCGUGGUAACAGAGGCCAAGUCUCUGGAGGACCACCCUUGCUUCGUGAAUACCUCCUGGCAAAAAAAGAGGGAACCUCCGCACGAGAGGAAACGGCAGGAGAACAUUGCGGGAACGUUGCGAUAACACUUGAAUCUCACAGUCCAGAAGCACUGGGAUAUAUAUUGUGCCUUUUUGUACAUUUAUGUUUGGUUUCGCUGUCGGCUUUUUUUGUUUUUUUGUUUUCUUUUUUUUUUCCAGUUUCGUUCGUCCUGUUAUUCGGGCUUUAAAAAGCUGUGGUGAGGACGCGAGUUGGGUUUGAACAUGUCGCAAACGCAUUCCAAAACGACUCUCCAAAACAAACCUGCUCUAGGCUGGGCCCUAACGACAGAAAAGUCUGCGCGUGCUCGUGUAGUUUGGAAGGUGUUUUCAGUAACCUGUUCUGCUCAAAACCGUAUGUGCAAGGCUUUAUUCUACCGCUGGCUCUGGUGCACACAGCUCUGUCUCCAGGCCCACAUCACAGCCGUGUACAGAACGGAUGCUAGAUUUGUUUUUUUUUUGUUUUUUUCGUCUGUUUUUACUGUCUGUUUGGCUUCAUGGUUUUCAGUUGGCUGUUGGAAUUGCACACCAGGACACUAAUAUGGUGUUUUUUUCUUCUUAAUUCUCUGGAAUGGUUGUGUUUCUCAUUUAUUUAUUGCAAAUUCAUGCAUACUUAAUUUGCCUUAGUCAUUCUAUUUCAUACUGUUUUUGCAUUUUUGUCACUGGAUAAAUAUGUCUGUAAAUAGGACUUUCUUUUUGCUUUUUGUUCAUUUUUGAUGUAGUCUAUGAGGAAUUGCAUAAAGUGCAGACUUGUAUAUGUAUCAUUUGGACUACCGAAGGAAGUUUUUUUGCAUGUUUUUAUCUUUUCAGUAUAAAAAAAAAUGGUAUUUCCAAAAUUUAUUUGCAAAGCGAAGCGCCAACCCCCCUCAUUGGAGAUACCACGUAAAAGAAAAGGAUCGCACACAUGGGACCCUGCGAGGUGGUCGAGACUGACCGCCCAGGAUGAUUAGCGUGGACACUAACGUGACCAGCGGUCGAAUGGGAAUCCAUAUGAACUUGACUGGGAUCAGAUCAGUGCACUGUUGUGGUGAAUCUCGUUGGUGGAUCUCUGUUCUCGGACCAGUUCUUGAAUGUUUGGAAUGGGGACCAGUUUUGGAUGCUGAGCUGGUCGCUGUUGUCGCUGUUGUACUGAGCCCUAAACCAUAGUGGUAUGGGGGGAGGGGGAUGGCUAAAAUGGUGUUUGUGACUCAAACCA
This is a messenger RNA of Sardina pilchardus (European sardine), 4473 nucleotides long. Its product is annotated as cadherin-2-like. Lineage: Eukaryota; Metazoa; Chordata; Actinopteri; Clupeiformes; Clupeidae. Gene Ontology annotation, biological process: synapse assembly; regulation of synaptic transmission, glutamatergic; calcium-dependent cell-cell adhesion. Gene Ontology annotation, cellular component: neuron projection; lamellipodium; presynaptic active zone membrane. Gene Ontology annotation, molecular function: calcium ion binding; cadherin binding. Bases 195 to 2861 code for a protein of 888 amino acids. The record is from RefSeq and is a predicted model, not a curated record. The transcript is spliced from 16 exons.